Molecule: messenger RNA, 1697 nt
Organism: Apis florea (little honeybee)
Lineage: Eukaryota; Metazoa; Arthropoda; Insecta; Hymenoptera; Apidae
Gene: MetRS-m
Product: Methionyl-tRNA synthetase, mitochondrial
Biological process (GO): methionyl-tRNA aminoacylation
Molecular function (GO): ATP binding; methionine-tRNA ligase activity
Source: RefSeq, a predicted model, not a curated record
CUAAUUACAGUCCAUCCUUCAAAGUCUCGUCAUAUUCAGUCUUUAUUUCCAUUUUUAAUGACAAGAACAAAACCACCAUGGUCUUAUAUCAAAAAAAGAAAUUUUAGUGAUAAUGCAAUUAAAAAUAUAUAUAUUACUACACCUAUAUUUUAUGUUAAUGCUGGACCACAUAUUGGACAUCUUUAUACAGCAGUUUUGGCAGAUACUAUAGCUAGAUUCAAUACUAUGUUAGGGCAUUCUGUGUUUUUAAGCACUGGUACAGAUGAACAUGGAACAAAAGUUCAGAAAGCUGCAAACAAUGCAACUUUAUCUACUUCUGAAUAUUGCGCUCAAAUUUCACACCAAUUUCAAGAAAUGUGUGAUAUAUUUCAAGUUAAAUAUUCAAAGUUUAUUAGAACAACUGAAGAACAACAUCAAAAUGCAGUUCUUCACUUUUGGAACUGUUUAGAAAAGAAUGGGCACAUUUAUCGAGGAAAAUAUUCAGGCUGGUAUAAUAUAUCAGAGGAAGCAUUUAUCUCGGAUAAAGAAAUAAUACAAAAAAAUCUUACAAAUAUGAAUGAAGGAUGUACUGAAUCAGGAGAUGUAGUAGAGUGGAUGGAGGAAGAUAGUUAUAAAUUUCGUCUUACUUCUUUUAAAGAUCAAUUAAAAUAUUGGUUGAAAAAUGAAAAUGUAAUAGAACCGGCGAUAUAUCGCAAAACGUUGAUUCCAUGGUUAGAAGAAUUACAAGAUUUAAGUAUUUCUAGACCUAUCAAUAGAGUACCUUGGGCAAUUCCUACUCCUUCUGAUGAAUCUCAUACAAUAUAUGUAUGGCUGGAUGCAUUAGUAAAUUAUUUAACUUCAGUAGGAUAUCCAAAUAAUUCAUUUAAAGAAUUUUGGCCACCAACUGUACAAAUUAUAGGAAAAGAUAUUCUAAAAUUUCAUGGUAUAUAUUGGCCAGCAUUUUUAAUGGCUGCUGGUUUGGAACCACCAAAAAAACUUAUAUGUCAUGGUCAUUGGGCAGUUAAAGAUAAAAAGAUGUCAAAAUCUAAAGGAAAUGUAAUUUCACCUUUUAUCGCGAUGCAUGAUUUUACACAAGACGGCCUGAGAUAUUUUCUUUUACGACAAGCAGUACUGGACACAGAUGCAAAUUAUAAUAAGUUAAAAGUUCAAAAAAUAUUAAAUUCUGAACUUGCCGAUACACUAGGUAAUUUAGUUAAUCGUUGUUUUGGUAAAAGUAUUAAUCCAGAUGGAAUAAUAUACAAUUCAACCGAAUACAAAAGUAUUUUAAAGUCUGAAAUAGCUCUUAAAAAUAUAAAAGCUUUGGAAAAUUUAAAUGAAAAGGCUAGAAAAUGUUACGAGAAAAAUGAUUUAUAUCAUGCAGUGGAUAGUGUGAUGGAUAUGUUACGCACUGCUAAUCAAGUAUUUGAAUAUCAUCAACCAUGGAAUUUAAGCAAAUCUAAAGAUCUUGACUCUGUAAAGCAACUCGAAGCUUUGAUAUCAUUAGUUUUGGAAAAUUUACGAGUGGCAGCUUUAGUAUUGUAUCCCAUUAUACCAAAGUUAUCUUCUAAUCUUCUCGAUUUUCUUCAAGUUUCGUUAAAAAAUCGUAAUUGGGAAGAUACAAAACCGUUUCAUUUAACAAAUGACUCGAAUGAAACAAGACAUGUUUUGUGUCAGAAUAUAUUAUUUUUUAAGAAAAUAAAAAAUUAAGAAAACAUUGA